AUGAAGCCUCUUUCGUACGUCACUGUGCUUCUCGCCGCCUCGGGAGUCAACGCCGUGGUCAGUAAUGUUCCUACGAAGGAAGUAAAAUGCAGUGGCGUUAACCGUGGCUUUACGUCUAAUGAUAUUACAAACGCCGGAAACGGCGCUCUCCAACACAAAGAUAAACCUAUUGGAGAUCGGAAAUACCCUCAUAUUUACUACUUCGAUCGUCCUGACUGCGGCAGUGAACUCUGGGGAUUCCCGCUUAUUUGGACGGUCCCCUACGGGGGAGGAGAUCCUGGACUCGUUAGAAGUAUUUUCACCUUUGUGAAUGAAGGAGGGAAUAUAGUGGCAAGGUAUUGCGGUACUUAUGCCCACAGAACUCGGCCCGGCGACAAUGACUUUUACCGGUGCGACUGA
Messenger RNA from Trichoderma gamsii, 399 nucleotides. RefSeq lists its product as hypothetical. Bases 1 to 399 code for a protein of 132 amino acids. The transcript has 4 exons. Gene Ontology annotation, molecular function: RNA nuclease activity; RNA binding. The record is from RefSeq and is a predicted model, not a curated record. NCBI's taxonomy places the organism in Eukaryota, Fungi, Ascomycota, Sordariomycetes, Hypocreales, Hypocreaceae.